CGAUGUGUGUAGCGUCCGUAGUGCGGCUGCCCCACACGGGCCGCCAGCUGUCCGUGCCGUGGCACCGCCUGCGCGCCGUGCGGCUCCGCUUCACUGCGCUCCGAGCGCUGGCAAUUGAAAGUCACCUAGCGGGGAUAAGUCCAGUGGGCGGGCGCUGGCACGAGUCCGCCAGCGAGUUACUCGCACAGCACGCCGGGCGCGACUUACAGCUGCUCGCGCACGACUCGCGCCGCCGCAGCCUUGGCGCCGUGCUGCUCGACCUGAACGGUCCCGCCUGCCUCAACCGGGAGCUGCUCGCUAAGCAGCUGGCUACCGCGGACGGGUCCAUUGACUUUGAAGCCCUCACUGCGGAAUACUAUUCCGCUGAAAAAGAAUCAAUGCCACAGUCACCUGUGAGUAAUGAAAACGCCACAUGCAAAAAUUAUGAAGCGAUGACAAGAAGUUACCAGGAUGAGUUCCGACCCGGCUCAAAAGAAACACUCCGAUUGGAAGCUAAGAUCCUUCAUUGCGAGUCCCCGUCAUUGAUAUACAUCUCAUUGGUGCACCAGCAGAAAGCAUUCAACGAGCUGUUUGAAGAUAUUCAGAAAUUCUACGCAAAGCGCAAAACUCCGCGCCGUGAAAGAUGGAAAGUGAACGAUAGAUGCUGCGCAUUUUGUAUGCAGUCACAGACAUGGCGUCGAGCGACCAUACUCAAAACGAAAAAGGACCAAGUCAUCGUAUUCUUUACAGAUUUCGCUCAAACCGAGACUGUCCCGAUUUCGAACUUGAAAAAGGUGCAUCCCAAUUUUGAAGUGAUAGGCGACGCGGCUAUAAAGUGUCAUCUAGCGGAGUUGAUGCCGGCGAACGGGGAGUGGCCCUCGCUCACUAAGGAGUUCCUGAAAGACAAACUGGAGGAGUACAAGCGCGUGUUUGUGACAAAAGUCGGCGAGUUCAAGAGAGAGGACAAGAGCAUGCCGGUACAACUGUGGGUGUACCACACGGAACUGGGCAGCGCGCUUGAGCCCAACGAGUCCGAGUGGCGCUGCCUCAACGCUGAGCUGGCGAGCCGCGGCUUGGCCGUCGAUACUCGACAGAUUGAGGGCGUCACCUCUGGACAAGACGACGAACUGCGUUUCCUGAACGUGCGCGGCUCGGUGCAGGAGUGGCUGCUGCCGCCGCUGCCCGGCUCCACCAGCUCCGACGAGGUCGCCGAGUGGCUGCCGGCCGAGCCGCUGCGAGCCGUCGAGUUCACCGCCCUGCCCACGAGUGGCUGCUGCCGCCGCUGCCCGGCUCCACCAGCAUCCCACGAGCUCGCCGAGUGGCUGCCGGCCGAGCCGUCGAGUUCACCGCCCUGCCCACGUGAGUGCCAGCUGACGCUCGGUGCAGGAGUGGCUGCUGCCGCCGCUGCCCGGCUCCACCAGCUCCGACGAGGUCGCCGAGUGGCUGCCGGCCGAGCCGCUGCGAGCCGUCGAGUUCACCGCCCUGCCCACGAGUGGCUGCUGCCGCCGCUGCCCGGCUCCACCAGCUCCGACGAGGUCGCCGAGUGGCUGCCGGCCGAGCCGCUGCGAGCCGUCGAGUUCACCGCCCUGCCCACGAGUGGCUGCUGCCGCCGCUGCCCGGCUCCACCAGCAUCCCACGAGCUCGCCGAGUGGCUGCCGGCCGAGCCGUCGAGUUCACCGCCCUGCCCACGUGAGUGCCAGCUGACGCUCGGUGCAGGAGUGGCUGCUGCCGCCGCUGCCCGGCUCCACCAGCUCCGACGAGGUCGCCGAGUGGCUGCCGGCCGAGCCGCUGCGAGCCGUCGAGUUCACCGCCCUGCCCACGAGUGGCUGCUGCCGCCGCUGCCCGGCUCCACCAGCUCCGACGAGGUCGCCGAGUGGCUGCCGGCCGAGCCGCUGCGAGCCGUCGAGUUCACCGCCCUGCCCACGAGUGGCUGCUGCCGCCGCUGCCCGGCUCCACCAGCAUCCCACGAGCUCGCCGAGUGGCUGCCGGCCGAGCCGUCGAGUUCACCGCCCUGCCCACGUGAGUGCCAGCUGACGCUCGGUGCAGGAGUGGCUGCUGCCGCCGCUGCCCGGCUCCACCAGCAUCCCACGAGCUCGCCGAUUGGCUGCCGGCCGAGCCGUCGAGAGUGGCUGCUGCCGCCGCUGCCCGGCUCCACCAGCUCCCCACGAGGUCGCCGAGUGACUGCCGGCCGAGCCGUCGAGUUCACCGCCCUGUCCACCGGAGUGCCAGCUGACGCUCGGUGCAGGAGUGGCUGCUGCCGCCGCUGCCCGGCUCCACCAGCUCCCCACGAGGUCGCCGAGUGGCUGCCGGCUGAGCCGUCGAGUUCACCGCCCUGCCCACGUGAGUGCCAGCUGACGCUCGGUGCAGGAGUGGCUGCUGCCGCCGCUGCCCGGCUCCACCAGCUCCCCACGAGGUCGCCGAGUGGCUGCUGGCCGAGCCGUCGAGAGUGGCUGCUGCCGCCGCUGCCCGGCUCCACCAGCUCCCCACGAGGUCGCCGAGUGGCUGCUGGCCGAGCCGUCGAGUUCACCGCCCUGCCCACAUACAUAGACAACGAGGGCGUCAUCUACUUGCACGACGUAUCGCAGGAGGACGACUUGGAGUUCAUCCGCGACACGCUCGAAAUGGCGUUCAAAGAGGAGGACCCCAAGGCGCCGUACUGCACGUGGCGCGUCGGCGAGCCCUGCGUGGCGCGGUAUUACCUCGACUCCAAGUUCUACCGCGGGACGGUGCUCGAGGUCAACCACGACCAGGCCAACUGCCUUGUUCAGUACGUCGACUACGGCAAUUCCGAGCUCUGCGCCUUUACCGACCUGAGGAAACGCAUUGCUCUACACCAGAUCCCCAUCCAAUCCCACAAAGUCUCGCUCGCCCGCAUCAAGCCCGUCGGUGAGCAGUGGGACCAAACCGUUCUCGACUACAUACACAAAGCCAUCGUGGAGAAGAAAUGCUUCGUCAAAGUGGUAGCUCCGCAGGUCAACGGCGUCACGCCCGUCGACCUCAAGUAUGACAAACUCUGGAUUAAUGACCACUUGGUCGAGUUUGACUUGGCUGAAUACAUUGACGGCUCCAAGCCUAUAGAUCGCAAGCUUAAAAAGAAAUCUAUAUAUGCUUCAAGUAAACCAGAAAAAAACAAUAGAAAUGAAUCUGAGACAAAAGUUAUUGAAAUAAACAGUGGUUCCGAACCCGAUUAUAUUGUUGAGGAGGAUAUAGAUUCCUCGCAAGCGUCAGGCUCGCCGGACUCCUUCAAAAUGCGCACGCUAGUUGAUCAAAACGGCAGUGCGAGCGAGAAAGACAGCUCUAACUUAGUCUCGUAUCUGCGACACGAGGAUCGAGAAUUUAGCUGUAACAUACCCGUGAUAAACGACACAAAUUCUUUGGAAUUAAUGAUCAUUCAAGAUGCGGAAAGCCAUGUGACAUAUGAAGCACUUUUAGAUAUUGUGAAGGAAGUGGGAAAGAAUAUGCCGCCGUUGGAUGGUAUAUACGAGUACAAACCGUGCAUCGCGCUCUUCGAAGACUACUGGUACAGAGCAUCUAUACUAAAGUAUAGUGAAGAGAAAAAUCUGGUUAAAGUUCACUACGUUGACUACGGAAACAUUGGAAUAGUUCCUUUGUCUAACGUGAGGGAGAUAAGUAAAGAUUGGGUGUGUUUGCCGCCGGUCUGCAUCACGGCGCGCCUGCACGGCGUGCGUGUGAACCCGGACCGUGUACAGGACGACGUCACCAAAGCCUACGUCGAUACGUUUCUCGACAAAGGACCGUUCCGUGCUACUAUUGUGGACUAUGACAACUUGGUGCCCCUAGUAGAAUUAAGGAACGCCGACGGGGAACUAGUGUACAAGAAAUUGAUUGAAGAAAAAGUGCUAUUACAUGAUACACGCGAUUGUGCUGCUUCUGAAGAUAAUUAAGCUAAGUAAUUAAACGAUCUGAGGACUGAUCUGGAAUAUGAUCUGAUCAAAAUUUCGAAACUAUCAUAAUCAUAAGUUCGAGGCCUUCCAUUUUAUAGUAUCACUAUACAGUCUCAUUAUAGAAAUACAAACAGACACGCAAUGCACAGCCCAGUUGAAAAUUUGAAGGAUUUCUUGAAAUUUCAACCCUAAGAGGGGGAAAAUUGUUUUGAAAGUUUUAAUGGUUUCUACGCGGUAGAAAUUGCUACUGGAUUCUAGAGCAUUUAUAAAAUCUAUGCUCCAGUUACUGAGAUGUGUAAUUAAUCCGGACUUAAUUUAUGAUAAUUAUGAUUAUUCCUAAACAUCCCGUAGAUUUCUAAUAACCCCUGAAAGAAUUGAUUAUGUUAUUAACUAUGGUUUAUUGUUAAGUUAUAAAAUUGUUUAUUAGGGCAAGUCCUAUCUUAAUUUUAUUAUAUCCACAUGCCUGUGACAUAAAGUAUAUUUUUGUUUGAUUUUGUUUAUGAAGGAUAUACACACGGGAAGCGCCCUGAGCCUGAAUUAAUGAAAUAUAUGAAAACCAUCAGUAGCGGCCAAAAAUCUAUUAUACUUUUAUUUUCUGCAGGCAUUCAUUUGAAAAUUCGUAAAAUUAGACUUUAUAUUAUGUAAACAAUGAUUGUAUCGUCUUGACGAACAUAUACAUUUGCUUACACGUGGUAACGUAGGCAGCCACGUUAGCACAGUGCAAAUUGGGGACUUCACACACACACACACACACCAAUGAAUGUAUGUUAUAAAUAUUGAAUUUCUUAUUUGAAAACAAAGUGAAUCUUACCAACAAUAAAACCUAUAUGGAUCGAUUUUUCAUCCUCUAUAGCCUCUGGUAUAAAAAUUAAAUUGCAUCAUUACUUUACAAUUUACCUAAUACCCACAGGGCUACUGUGAAAACUCGGGCAAGCUAAUUAUUAUAUGAGCCCUCACCUAUUGCUAUUAUUUGAGCUUUACAGUUGAGGAAAUAAUGCCGAAAUGACAAUACGAUUUUUAUUUUUGAAAAUAAGUCAUCUAGCGUCUUGUAGCCAAGCUACCCAAACCCAGUGAACGGCAAUAAAACAUGGAAGCAUUCUGUCCGCUCAAUUAUAGCCCCACGUAAACUACCCUGAGGUGGGCGGCGCUUACAAACUACUCGAUUGGCAACUGCAGUUCGACCGAGAUGACAGCUAGGAGGGAUGGCUACAUUGAUUGAUAAAAACGUUUUUUAUAUAUAAUUAAAUUGUUUUCAUGUGUCGUGAAGUGGUGCAGAAGUUAUUCUGGUCAUUCAGUCAGGACAGUGGAAUCACCUUUUUGGAUAUUUUCUAUAUUGGAAUGGGUUGUCAGUGGUUUUGCUUGUUGUAAAUUCUAAACCAAUGGAUAAUAUUGUGAUUUAUAUUGUCAAUAAUAAACAAUUUUUGGUCUAUAACGGUUAUAAAGUUUCUAAACCGGUUUUGACUGCACAUGUUCAUUGAAUACUUAUUCAAUUGACUGAAUACACUUAAAUAAAAUUUUGAUACCGAUAUCUAAACUAUUUGAAAGGUAAAAUUUAUAGAAUGUGCGCUUGCCUUGAAAACUUGUCAACACUAGACGGCAACAUGUGUCACGCACGGUUCCAAUCUUCGAGCAACACCGGCUUCCGACACGUCCCAAUACCCAUGUCCAUUUCUUAUCUUUAUCUUUUAACACUUUUAUAAAUGAACAGUUCGCUCAAUUGUUUGUUACGGCCGCUCUGUGACAACCAACCCGUGAGAUAACCAUAGCCGGUCUCCUAUAUCAAUUAAAUUAACUAAUCAUUUAUUGCAGAAUUAAAUUUCCGUACCUAUUUUAUUAGUAACUUACUAAUUAUACUAAACCUAUGUUAUAUGUAGAUAUGUUUUUUGUCACUCUUUCAAUGAAUUAGUUUAACAAAUACACAUCUGAAAAUAUUGAUCAUUUGAAUCUACCCACUACUGUGAAAUUUUAACCACAGUGGCGUAGCGUGCCUUGGCGGGGCCCCGUAUAAAAAUUUGUUUGGGGGCCCUAAGGAAGGGUAAAGAUUUCUCACAAUAACUCACGUUGGGGGCCCCGUAUAAUUGAUACGGAAGAUACGGCGGUAGCUACUACGCCCCUGUUUAACCACCAGCCCUAGCCCUACUCUGCGUAGUGACUUUGUAGGUCAUACUGAACAACGUUUAUUAUAGAACCAAUGCCGAAAUCGCGAAAAAAAAAAUUGGCUAUCUCAUAGAAAUCAGCGGCAUCACAUCAGAUGGAAUGUAUGAAACCAAUUUUUUUUUCGCGAUUUCGGCAUUAUAUACCCAUAAAGUCACUACGCAGAGUAUGGCUGGUCUGGCCUAGUGGGUAGUGACCCUGCCUAUGAAGCCGAUGGACCUGGGUUCGAAUCCCGGUAAGGGCAUUUAUGUGUGAUAACCACAGAUAUUUGUUUCUUAGUCAUGGAUGUUUUCUAUGUAUUUAAGUAUUUGUAUAUUGUAUAUAAUGUUGUCUGAGUACCCACAACACAAGCCUUGGCUUACCGUGGGGUUUGGUCAAUUUGUGUAUAAAAUUUAUUAUAUUUAAUAUGUUUACACAAUUAUGAAUAUUUACUUAUGUUGGGUUAGUCUGUCAUUUCAUUACAACAUUUUAACUACAUAGUUAUCUUUUAAUAUGCACAAAAUUAUUAAACGUGGAUUAUUUGACUGGUU
Cydia pomonella (codling moth) is the source of this 6568-nucleotide messenger RNA. RefSeq lists its product as uncharacterized. The transcript is spliced from 14 exons. The record is from RefSeq and is a predicted model, not a curated record. NCBI's taxonomy places the organism in Eukaryota, Metazoa, Arthropoda, Insecta, Lepidoptera, Tortricidae. Bases 3 to 3884 code for a protein of 1293 amino acids.